Messenger RNA from Daktulosphaira vitifoliae (grape phylloxera), 4238 nucleotides. RefSeq lists its product as uncharacterized. Lineage: Eukaryota; Metazoa; Arthropoda; Insecta; Hemiptera; Phylloxeridae. Gene Ontology annotation, molecular function: sugar transmembrane transporter activity. The record is from RefSeq and is a predicted model, not a curated record. Bases 219 to 3554 code for a protein of 1111 amino acids. Gene Ontology annotation, cellular component: membrane. The transcript has 12 exons. Gene Ontology annotation, biological process: carbohydrate transport; transmembrane transport.
AAUCGCUUCUAGAAGGCUUUGGGCAAAUCGGGCCGGUCUCGCCAGACGCGUCGCGUGAUACCUCCGCAGUGGAACUCAUCAGUUUGCAGUAACUCACCGCCGGCCGGCUCUCGUCGUACGACCGCGAUGACCUGAUCACAACGCCGUGUUGGCUCGUCGUAGGGACUACGCAAAUCCCGAAAAAUGGACCAAGGAGUGUUCAAACAAAUAGACGAUAUAUGCUAUCCGCCAAAGCGGGCGCCCGAACCCUGUCCGUCGGACACAGAUUAUUUCAAAUCCUUGGUGAUCGAGAAGUCGAGGCGACGAGAGUAAUAAUUAUAAUAAUUAAAAUCAAACGGUUUUUCCAUAGUCAAGGUGCCAUCGGGUCAGAGACAACAAAAAUGACCUCUUGGGACUCUUAUUUAGCGAUGGCUACUUUUUUGUCGUCACCGGAAGAGUUUGUGGGAUGGUUUGUUGGAUUCGUUUCCUUGUUCACCACCAAUUUAAAUAGACCACUAAGGCUAGCAUUAACAGAACCUUGUAACAAAUUUGAUAAAAAACAUAGUAUGCUGUCCGUCAAUGGACCCAAAGGAACGCAAAGAGAAGGCAAGAAGUUACGCCAAUACGCUGCUGCUCUGUCCACUACCAUCGGUCCCUUUGCGGUGGGCACCGUAUUGGCUUGGACAUCACCAGUAUUACCAAUUUUAGAAUCAGAAAAUUCUCCAAAAUUCACUAUUACUACAGAAGAAGGCUCCUGGGUAGGUUCGUUGAUCGCUAUUGGUGCCAUUAUUGGAUCUAUACCGGCCGGGAAGAGUGCUGAUAUAUUCGGCAGACGACCAACUAUUGCUGCUUUAGCCAUACCUUUCAUCAUCAGCUGGACAAUGAUAUAUUUUGCCACUACUGUUAUGGAACUAUACAUAGCUAGACUGAUAGCUGGUGCCGUUAUUGGCGGAGUCACAGCAACUGUGCCCAUGUACAUCGGAGAGAUCGCUGAAAGUUCUAUAAGAGGCGAACUUGGUUCUUAUAUUCAAGUCAAAGUGACAUUGGGUAUUUUGUAUGUUUACUGUAUUGGGCCAUUUGUAACCUACGAAGAGUUAUCAAUUUUAUGUGGCAUUAUACCAGUAAUUAUGUUUAUUUUGGUACUUUUACUCGCUCCUGAAACACCUACAUAUCUGUUGAGGAAUGGAAGAAGGAAAGAAGCCGAACAUUCUUUAUUACUAUUGCGAGGACCUGAGUAUGACAUUACUGGAGAAAUAGAAGAAUUGCAACAACAACUUGAUGAAGAUCAAAAACGAAGUAGCAAAUUAAAAGACUUGAUAUCAUCAAGAGCCACAGUACGGGCAUCAAUUGCCGUCAUGGGCUUGCUCAGUUUCUUAUCUUUCUCGGGUAUUAACGUUCUCAUCUUCUAUUCUGAAUCGAUCUUCAAACGUACGAAUAGUUCUAUAUCUCCAGAAUUGAGUACCAUAAUUAUUGGAUUACUUCAAGUAGUAUUUACAUUUGCGUCUGCGUUGCUAGUAGACAAAACUGGCCGUCGUAUCUUACUGUUAAUAUCUGACUCUGUAAUGGCCGUUUGUCUAGGAUGCCUUGGUUUCUUUUUCUGGCUUAAAGAACAUGACGUAGACGUAAUUGCUUUUACCUUAGUGCCAUUAAUCAGUUUGGGUUUGUAUAUAAGUACUUUUUCAUUGGGUUUUGGCCCUAUUCCUGGUGUCAUGAUGGGUGAGCUUUUCAGUCCUGAUGUAAAAGGUUUAGCAUUAGGUAUUGUGUGUGUAAUUGCAUCACUCUUGGAGUUUGUUGUGGUUAAGAUUUAUAGAAAUCUUUUAGACUGGUUCGAUUAUGGAAUUACUUUUUGGAUUUUCGCCGGUUUUUGUGUGUUGGGAACCCUAUUCGUAUGGUUCUUAGUACCCGAAACCAAAAAUAAAACUUUACAGGAAAUCCAAAACGAGCUUAACGGUAUAAAAAAGCCAAAACAUCGUAACCAUUCAUAUCCAAUGGAAUCAUUUACUGGAAAGAACGCUAGCAUUGGCGUAAAAGUUUUAAUUAAUGGUGCUUGGCUUUUAGCCAAUGUAAUGUUUAAAAAACAAAAAACCACCAUGGAUUUGUCGGUGUUCAGCAGUAUGCUGUCCGUUCAAGGACCCAAACAUACCCGGGCAGAAGGUAAAAAGCUUCGUCAGUACGCUGCUUCAUUGGCCACAACUCUUGGCCCAUUCGCGGUGGGUACUGUAUUAGGAUGGUCUUCGCCAAUAUUAGUGAUGUUUAAACCAGAAAAUCAUCCACGUUUCGCAAUGUCCGACGAAGAAGGAUCAUGGAUGAGUUCGUUGAUCGCUAUUGGAGCUGUUAUUGGAUCUAUACCAGCCGGCAAGGGUGCUGAUAUUUUUGGAAGACGUCCUACUAUCGCAGCACUGGCCAUACCUUUUAUCAUCAGUUGGAUAAUAAUAUAUUUCGCUCAAUCCGUUAUUGAACUAUGCAUAGCUAGACUGAUAGCUGGUGCCGUUAUUGGCGGAGUCACGGCAACUGUGCCCAUGUACAUCGGCGAGAUUGCCGAAAGUUCUAUAAGAGGUGAACUCGGAUCUUACAUCCAAGUCGCAGUAACAUUGGGCAUUUUAUACGUUUACGCAAUUGGACCUUUUGUCAAUUAUGAAUUGUUAACAAUUUUGUGUGCAAUAAUUCCAGUGCUAAUGUUUUUGUUAGUACUUUUGCUAUCACCAGAAACGCCCACUUAUUUAUUGCGAAAGGGUAGAAGAAAAGAUGCCGAACGCUCUCUGAUAUUAUUACGUGGUUACGAUUAUGAUAUCGAAGGAGAGUUAGAUGAAUUGCAAAAACAAUACGAGGAGGAACAAUCACGUAGCGCAACAUUUAAAGACUUAUUAUCAUCCAAAGCCACAAUACGAGCCACUAUCGCUGUUAUGGGGUUGCUUAGUUUCUUAUCAUUUUCGGGUAUUAAUUCAUUCAUCUUUUAUGCCCAAUCCAUUUUCCAUGAUGGCGGUGGUGAAAUUGGAGAAGCUACUUGUACUAUUAUCAUUGGAGUACUCCAAGUAAUUUUUACUUUUGCUUCAGCAUUAUUAGUAGACAAAGCGGGUCGUCGUGUAUUACUUUUAAUAUCUGACUCUGUCAUGGCUGUUUGUUUGGGAUGUCUAGGAUAUUACUUCUGGCUACGACAACAUGGAGUAAAUGUGUCUAGUUACACGUUUAUUCCAUUGUUGACUCUGAGUUUAUACAUAGUUACAUUCUCGCUUGGUUUUGGCCCAAUCCCUGGUGUCAUGAUGGGAGAACUUUUCAGUCCCGACGUCAAAGGAUUAGCGUUGGGUAUUGUGUGUGUAAUUGCAUCGCUCUUGGAAUUCUUAGUCGUUAAGAUUUAUAGAAAUCUUAUAGACUGGUUCGAUUAUGGUAUCACGUUUUGGAUAUUCGCCGGUUUUUGUUUACUGGGAACCUUAUUUGUUUGGUUCUUGGUCCCAGAAACCAAAAACAAAUCUUUACAAGAAAUUCAAGACGAACUCAACGGUAUAAAGAAGCCAAUAAAUCGCAACAUUGAACGUUCGUAUCCAAUGGAAUCACUGAUGGAAAAGAACACUCAUUAAAAGGUCGUAAUUCGUCGAAUAAUUGAUUAUACAUCAUUUUUACGUAAAUAAUCAAUUAUAUGCGAACAAGACUUGAAUAAACAAGAAAGAAUAAAAAAAAAAAAUCGAGUUUUUUUAUCAUUAUUUAUUAUAUUUUUAAUUUAUUUUAAAUAAAAUGACCAGUACUGAAAUUAAAACGUUGAAAUUGCAAAAGAAAAUAUAUUUAUACUAGAUUUAGUUAAUUGAUAAUUAUAACUUUAUCAUGUGUAGUUGUAAUUUUUUUUUGUAAUGUUAUUUAUAUAUUAUUAUAAUUAAUUAUUUUUCUAAAAACAUAUAAUCGUUUAUAAUUGAUACGGAGUUUCCCAAUAUAACUUAUGUAUGUUCAUUGUCAAUAUGACAAUAUAUUACAUAAUAUGGGUACACUUUAUGUUUAUAGUUAAAUAAUAAGUCGGUUUGUACAAAAAUUAAGUACUUAAUUAUAAUAAUUAUUUUAUCGAUAAUUUAAAAACAAAUUGGUCAAUUGAUGUAUGUAAUGUUUGUACAAAAAUUUAACUUGUAAUGAGUAAAUUAGAUUUUUUAAAAUUUACUCAAUUGUUUUAUGAUAAUAAUUUAUUUGAUCAUUUGUAUACAUAAUUUUCUUACUUGCACAAUGGUUAGCAUUGUAAUUUAUUAUUAAAUAAUAAAAUCAAAAACUUUCGUGCAUUA